Plodia interpunctella (Indianmeal moth) is the source of this 428-nucleotide messenger RNA. Its product is annotated as larval cuticle protein 65Ag1-like. The record is from RefSeq and is a predicted model, not a curated record. NCBI's taxonomy places the organism in Eukaryota, Metazoa, Arthropoda, Insecta, Lepidoptera, Pyralidae. The coding region runs from base 69 to 416 and encodes 115 amino acids. The transcript is spliced from 3 exons.
AACGAAAGUUAUCAUUCUACUUGUGUAUUCGCGUUAGUUAGCACAACCUACAUACAUUUAAAUUCAAAAUGAAAAUCUUCGUGAUCUUCAGCUGCUUGUUUGUCGCGGCGUUGGCCCUCCCGGCUCAUGACCCCUCACUGAGGGAGCUGCCAGCUGUUCGUCACGAAGAGGUCCAUGAUGAGUAUGGCCAGUACGCGCUUAGAUACAUCACUGCUGAGAACACCGUAGUCUCGGAGCGAGGCCGCUUAGUUCCGAGUAUCAACGGCAGCCACGUGCUGGAGAUCGAGGGCCAGUACCAGUUCGUGGGUGACGACGGUCAGAUCUACAUCACCAAGUACAGAGGCGGCGCCGACGGCUUCCACGUCGACGGCAACCACCUGCCGCAGCCGGUGCCCGUGCCCGCUGUAGCUAUCUAAAUAAAUAAUAAU